Entelurus aequoreus (snake pipefish) is the source of this 2969-nucleotide messenger RNA. RefSeq names its product UDP-galactose translocator-like. Gene Ontology annotation, molecular function: UDP-galactose transmembrane transporter activity. The transcript has 9 exons. Lineage: Eukaryota; Metazoa; Chordata; Actinopteri; Syngnathiformes; Syngnathidae. Gene Ontology annotation, cellular component: Golgi membrane. The record is from RefSeq and is a predicted model, not a curated record. The coding region runs from base 272 to 1366 and encodes 364 amino acids. Gene Ontology annotation, biological process: pyrimidine nucleotide-sugar transmembrane transport.
UCUCAUUGUUUACUUACUGAGCCGUUCAAAAGACUCGAUUCGUUCGCGAAAGUCACAGCUCUAGCCCAUGGUCCAAGUUGAGUACGGCAGCAGAGAGAGAGGGUCGUCUGCCUGCGGAACAUCGCCGCUGCCGGUCGGACUUUCUUCCUACCGCGGCCUGUCUAAGACACGUCCGCCUUGGAUACAACACUCGCCAGUUUUAGCCCGAAGUCGGACGCGGGGGUGUCGGCCCUGCGCUUGGCCUCGCGCCGCUUGCUAGCAAGAAGUUAGCAUGGCGGAGAACCACAACCUGGUGGCCGAGGACAAGACCACCAAGCCGGGCCACGGUGAAGUCAACCACAGGUGGAAGUACAUCAGCCUGGCCCUGCUGGUGGUCCAGAACUCCGUGCUCAUACUCAGCAUCCGUUAUGUGCGCACGAUGCCGGGCGAGCGUUUCUUUGCCACGUCGGCUGUGGUCAUGGCAGAGGUCCUCAAGGUGCUGGCGUGUCUCCUCAUCAUCCUGUUGCAGGAGAGGCUCAACGUGAAGGAGACGGCGGCGCUCCUGGUGGACGGCAUCUUUUUCCAGUACAGGGACACGUUGAAGUUGGCAGUUCCGUCCCUCAUCUACACGCUACAGAACAACCUGCAGUACGUCGCCAUCUCCAACCUGCCCGCCGCCACCUUCCAGGUGACGUACCAGUUGAAGAUCCUGACUACGGCGCUGUUCAGCGUAUUGAUGCUGAGGAAAAGUCUGACAAGAGUCCAGUGGUUGGCUCUGCUGCUGCUCUUUGUGGGUGUCGCCAUUGUGCAGGUGCAGCAGGACGGCAACAAGGAGGCGGCGCACGCCGACCAGAACUACACCAUCGGCCUGAUCGCCGUGGUCAUCAGCUGUUUGUCGUCGGGGUUUGCCGGCGUCUACUUCGAGAGGAUCCUGAAGGGAAGCGCCCCGUCCGUCUGGGUCCGUAACGUACAGCUGGGCAUCUUCGGCAUGUCCCUGGGCAUGCUGGGACUGUGGUGGAACGACGGCGCCGCUGUGAGCCGGCGCGGCUUCCUGUCGGGCUACACUCCGAUGGUGUGGGGCGUCAUCCUCAACCAGGCGUUCGGUGGCCUCCUGGUUGCCGUGGUGGUCAAGUACGCCGACAACAUCCUCAAAGGCUUCGCCACGUCCCUCUCCAUCAUCAUCUCCACCGUCCUGUCCGUCUACCUCUUCGCCUUCAACGUGGACCUAAUGUUCACUGCCGGGGCUGGGCUGGUUAUCAGCGCCGUCUACAUGUACAGCCUGCCCAAAGCUUCGCCACGCCCCAGCCUGUCUUACGCCGCCACGCAGGAGUGCGCCGAUAUGGAGGCCUUUCCGACAAAGUGUGCCAGGAAGCAGAAAGGAUCUUGAGAGGAAGAGCGCUCUCUGACGCCCCCUGCUGGUGCAGCACACUAACAUGUGACGGCUCAAUGGAUAGGGCACACGACCUGUCACUCAAAGGAGCUAAUUUCUCACGUUUUAUGUCAAAUUUUAAUGCAAAACUCAGGUUUUUUUUGGUUUUUUUAAUAGCCACGAGUUAUGUUGGGACAAAAUACAGUACUAGGCAAAUAAAGCUCGUUCCAAUCAACGGAGAAGAGUAAGAACAGGUGUUAAUUUUCUUUUUGGCCCUCAAAUGCCGCUGUAGUCACUACGACGCGGACUUUCGGGAUUAGCCGUUUGAGAUCGCUACUAGCCACACGUUUAGUCAACAAAUGCACACUUUAACAUUUGUUUCAGAUUGUCGAAAUCAAAUAAAAAAACAUUAGUAAUUUACCUAGUGAUACACCUGCCGUUUAAACUUAAUUGAAAGGAGCUCCAUGGGUCUCAAACGCGAGCUCGUCCGUGACGACAGCAACGAUUGCAGUGCAUUCUGGGACUUGUAGUAUUAGCGUCGCCGUAGCAUUUAGCCAACAAACACAUAGUGUACUGACAUAUGGUCAAACAUAAUACCAGGAAUAAACUUAGUAAUAGAACUGUCUUUUAAACUUGAUCGAUAGGAGCGCCAUGGUCCACGCGAGCCUGUCCAUGACGACACAGCAGCUAUCGCAGUGCAUUCUGGGACGUGUAUCAGCGUUGCCUGCAAGAACCCUAACUGGACACAUUAGACACAAAACAUCUUUUUGUAAUCACACUUUAUCUGCUUGUCAGGGCUAUAAGUAAGUUAAUGUAUAUAAAUGUUGCAAACAGCUCCUUUUAGUGUUUAAAAAUGUAUAUAAUUGCUAGUAUCGCCAUUGUUCUCUUCAGAGCUCUCACUGAUGCGUUUUGAUGCAGCUAGUGACGUCAUGGUCACCAAAAACAGCUUGCCUGGUCACGUGCUACAAAAGUCACAUGACCGACAGCCCCAGAAAGGGGAAGUAACAACAUACUUCCUGUAAAUGAACUUCAUAUAGCAACAGACAUGGAGGACAGGAUGGCGGUCGUCUUUGUUUGACUAUUUUUUGCGUGGAAGAGAAGGCAAAGAAAGAGGAAAAAGAAAGUGAAGGAAGGAAAGAAAAGGACGUAGGACGAAAAGAGCCAAAGCUACAUGAGCAUUAGCUUUGGAAACCUGUCAGCAACAUGAAUGAAACGUACGCUGUGGUCAACAAGCCCAGGCGUCCCCGCCCACCGACGGAUGACCACGCCCACUCCGGUGUAGCCCCGCCCAGACUGGCAGGAAACAGCGUCGUCCAUCACUACGACAACGACCAACCCCCGCUCUACAGCGCCAUCCAUGAUGCUGGACCAGCGUUAGAGGCAUCAGACACGCACCUGUCUUCCAUGAACAACGAUUACGAAGUCUUCUCGGCCUCAGCGACACAUGUGAUCGACGCGUGUGCACGCGACGGCCUUGAGUUUAAUCAUCGUGUUCAGAAGCCAAGAGGACCCAGAGCGCCACCUGCCGGCUGGACCUGCCUGGAAGGAUGAUACAUUUAUUAAUGGUACCACCAAACCCAACUUUACAAACACAUUAAAAAAAAUAGUUUUUUUUCAAACU